This is a messenger RNA of Gorilla gorilla gorilla (western lowland gorilla), 3318 nucleotides long. Its product is annotated as putative UPF0607 protein ENSP00000332738. The transcript has a single exon. NCBI's taxonomy places the organism in Eukaryota, Metazoa, Chordata, Mammalia, Primates, Hominidae. The record is from RefSeq and is a predicted model, not a curated record. The coding region runs from base 56 to 1306 and encodes 416 amino acids.
GGAGUAUCCUCUCCGCUUCUGACCCUUAGUUUCGUCUGUGCACAACUCGCUCAAAAUGGGCAACUCACUAAGCGUAUUUUGUUCCUGGUUCCGCCGCAGGUCCUGGCCAUGCCAUCGGCAACCUGCUCGUCUUGUCCGUGAGGCCUUCCCAGCUGGCCGGGCUCACCCCGCGGCUCCUGCACCUGUGCCUGCCCGGGGCAGCUGGGACCGUUCCCCACUCCUCUUCAACGGUCAGCGACAUCUUGGGCCUUCUUUUCCAGUCAGGUGGGACGGCGCCCCUAUGAGGCUGUGUCUUAUCCCUCGGAACACGGGCACCCCACAGAGGGUCCUGCCUCCUGUGGUCUGGAGCGCCCCCUCAAGGAAGAAACCCGUGCUAUCUGCUCGUAACUCCAUGAUGUUUGGACACCUCAGCCCCGUGAGGAUCCCUCCUCUCAGAGGCAAGUUUAACCUUCAACUUCCUUCAUUAGAUGAGCAGGUGAUCCCAGCCAGGCUCCCGAAGAUGGAGGUGAGGGCAGAAGAGCCCAAAGAAGCAACGGAGGUGAAAGACCAGGUAGAGACCCAGGGGCAGGAGGACAAUAAAACGGGCGCCUGUAGCAAUGGGGAAGCAGCCUCCACCUCUAGGCCCCUGGAGACUCAGGGAAACCUCACUUCCUCCUGGUACAAUCCCAGGCCCUUGGAGGGAAAUGUCCACCUCAAGAGCUUGACAGAAAAGAACCAGACUGACAAGGCCCAGGUGCAUGCAGUGAGUUUCUACUCCAAGGGCCAUGGAGUCACCAGUUCACACAGCCCUGCUGGAGGCAUCCUUCCCUUUGGGAAGCCUGAGCCACUUCCAACAGUGCUCCCUGCCCCUGUUCCGGGCUGCUCCCUGUGGCCAGAGAAGGCAGCCUUGAAGGUGCUGGGUAAAGACCACCUGCCCAGCUCUCCAGGCUUGCUGAUGGUGGGGGAGGACAUGCAGCCCAAGGAUCCUGCAGCUCUUGGAUCAAGUAGGUCUUCUCCACCCAGAGCUGCCGGCCACAGGCCCCGCAAAAGAAAACUGUCGGAGCCACCGCUGCAGCUGCAACCGACCCCUCCCCUGCAACUGAGGUGGGAUAGAGACGAGGGGCCCCCACCAGCUAAGCUUCCAUGUCUAUCUCCUGAGGCACUGUUGGUGGGUAAGGCUUCCCAAAGAGAAGGACGCCUCCAGCAGGGCAACAUGCGUAAGAACGUGAGAGUGUUAAGUAGAACAUCAAAAUUCAUGAGACUAAGACAGCUGCUUAGGAGGAGAAAGAAGAGAUGGCAGGGCAGGCGUGGUGGCUCACGCCUGUAAUCCAGCACUUUGGGAGGCCCAGGCGGAUGGAUCAGGAGGUCAAGAGAUUAAGACCUGAGGAGCAUCUCUGCCUGCACCAUCUGGGAAGUGAGGAGCGCCUCUGCCCAGCUGUUCCACCGUCUGGGAAGUGAGGAGCACCUCUGCCCAGCUGCCCCACCGUCUGGGCAGUGAAGAGCACCUCUGCCCGGCCCCCGCCCUGUCUGGGAAGUGAUGAGUGCCUCUGCCCAACCGCCUCACAGUCUGGGAAGUGAGAAGCGCCUCUGCCCAACCGCCUCACAGUCUGGGAAGUGAGAAGUGCCUCUGCCCGGGCCCUGCCCCGUCUGGGCAGUGAGGAGUGCCUCUGCCCGGCCCCCUUACACUCUGGGAAGUGAGGAGCGCUUCUGCCUGGCCAGUGCCCUGUCUGGGAAGUGAGAAGCGCCUCUGCCCAGCUGCCCACCAUCUGGGAAUUGCGGAGGAGCACCGCCUCUGCCCAGCCUCCACCCCAUCUGGGAAGUGACAAGCACCUCUGCCCGGCCGCCUCACAGUAUGGUAAGUGAGGAGCGCCUCUGCCCAGCUGCCGCCCUGUAUGGAAAGUAAGGAGUGCCUCUGCCUCGCCGCCGUCCUGUCUGCAAAGUGAGGAGUGCCUCUGCCCGGCCUCCUCACCGUCUGGGAAAUGAGGAGCGCCUCUGCCUGGCCACCGUCCCAUCUGGGAAGUGAGGAGUGCUUCUGCCCAGCCGCCACCCUGUCUGGAAAGUGAGGAACACCUCUGCCCGGCCCCCUCACCGUUUGUAAGGGAGGAGCACCUCUGCCCAGCCCCUGCACCGUCUGGGAAGUGAGGAGCGUCUCUGCCCAGCUGCUGUGCAACCUUCCAAGUGGGAAGUGACGGCCUUGUGUGUGAUCUUUCUGCCCUCCCCAAGUUUGCAUUUUCGACAUUAAAGUUUACUUUUUAGUUAAAAAAAGGAGAUCGAGAUCAUUCUGGCCAACAUGGUGAAACUCCGUCUCUACUGAAAACACAAAAAUUAGGCGGGCAUGGUGGCUUGUGCCCGUAGUCCCAGCUACUCGGGAGGCUGAGGCAGGAGAAUGGCUUGAACCCAGGAGGUGGAGGUUGCAGUGAGCCGAGAUCGCACCACUGCACUCCAGCCUGGUGACAGAGCAAGACUCCAUCCUGAAACGAUGUUGUAGUUGAGAGCACGAUGGUCUUUUGGGACAGGAGGAACAAGAGGUUCUGGUUGCCACUCUUCAAUCAGUUCUUCUUUUUCCUUGACUGUAAGAUCAGAUCUUUCUUGUAAUUUGUAAGUCUUAGAGAAAAGAAGUCUGAUUAUCCAGAGUAUCAGAAUCCCUUCCAAAAUAAGAUGGUAAGCAGGAGCCUCGUAAAGCGCCUGUACCAUCUCCACCAGAACCCACUGCUCCGUGGCAGUCGCCAUAGUUAGCCGCUUCCUUCCGGACGCUGUCUCAUUUCUAUCUCACUGUUCAGCUUAGCUGCUGUCCAGGCAAAUGUUUCUCAAAAUUUGAGUCACCUACAGACCCAAGCAAAGGGAAGAAAAAAGAAAAAGACAAAAGAAAAAUCUAUGCAUUUUAGUUUGUGAGAUGCUGGUGUAAGGACAAUGGUGUCCCAUUCGAGGACAAUGUCUUGUAAAUUUUUAAUUAUCUCAGCAAAAAAAAUUAGAAGUUUUCUGUUUUGGAAUGGCAAAAUAACUGAGAUUAAUAUCACAAUGGAGUUCAAAUUUUAAAAUUCUCAUAAAACAUAUCAACCUCCAAGAAUAUACCUACAGAUAUACCUGUCUUUGUGAGAAACAUUAAACCAGGAUAAAUAGAAGUGUGGGGCCAAGAUCAAGAGGAGGCCACAGUAACCUCUGGGUGUUAAGUAGAAAGGACAAACGGCCAAUGAGAAAAGGAUGGAGAUAGCACAAAACUGGGAAGAUCUACAAUUGUAAUCUCAUGCCUAUCUCUUGACACGCUUGUAUUUUUAUGUUACAAACCAUCUUUCAACUUUCUUUUAUUCUCAUUAAAAUGUUUUCAGUGUUUAUUCAGCA